ACAACAGUCAUGCAGGAAGGAGGUGGAGCAGUAUAACGCUGGUGGACCCACUGUGAUGCCAGAUGUUCUCAAUCUUGUGACUAAAAAAUUGUCUAAGAAAGUGUUACAAAGUUGGGACGAAGCAGGUAAUGUAGUAGGUAUGUUUGGCUUGAACAGUCUAUUGAUGGUGAACAGGUAUCUAGGAUUAAGGUUGUUCUCAAUGAUAUAGGAGAAGUAGCUGGAUCCAGAGGUUCCGGAUCCAGAAGAAGCAGCAGACUCCACUACAACCUUGUGAUUUAAUCAGGUGCUCCUACAAGACUGAAGACGCACAUUUACACCAGAAAUACCUCUGUUCUAGUUUGCAGGAGACUGCCUUCAUGUGUAAAUGGCCAGUAUACCAUGUGACAGUACAGGAGAUGGUUCAGGUUAUAGAAGGAGCUAAGGUCUCAAGAGAAUUAAAAGAAAAAUAAGGUAUUAAGAGUAAUUAAAAGAGUGCUAUUAAACACUUGUACAUUGCUCAUUACAUUUCUCUCCACCAGUUCAAUCCAAAAAAACCUCUCAGUGAUGACUCUCCAUAUUUCAACAAAAAUCCCACUGUGAAUGAUGUGGCCCACUGUCUUGUCUACGUUGUAUCAGCAAAUCGACUGAGCACUAUGGAUGAAUAUGUUCUGAAGUUUCUGAAACAUAUCAGAUCAAAUGUCUCUGACAUUGAUAUUCCUCAAAUUGUGCUGGUAACUAAGGUGGAUGCAGGCUGUCCAUUGGUAGAAAAAGAUCUCAAGAAGGUGUACAGGAGCAGAUACAUCAAACAACAGAUAGAGAAGUUCAGUCAGAUAUUGGGCAUUCCUAUAAACUGCAUUCUUCCUGUGAAGAACUACAGUGAGGAAAUCAACCUGAAUGAUGACAUUGAUGUCCUGGCCCUGACAGCACUGCUGCAGAUACUCAGAUUUGCUAAUGGCUACUUGAUUCAAAAGAAAAAUAAGGGAGAGUUGUAAAAUACUAAUAACUAUGGAUUACAUUUUAACAUUUCACUGAGACACAUCUGAACAGCUUAAUUAAUUCAAUUUUGUUUCUUGUUUUUCUGAAAUUCUCAUAUAUUGAUUAGAAAUUUGACAAUGUAAGCUAAAAAUGUCUCUUUAUAAAAAUAUGAAUAAAAAAUAAGAAUAAUGAUAA
Molecule: messenger RNA, 1149 nt
Organism: Lepisosteus oculatus (spotted gar)
Lineage: Eukaryota; Metazoa; Chordata; Actinopteri; Semionotiformes; Lepisosteidae
Source: RefSeq, a predicted model, not a curated record